Molecule: messenger RNA, 1075 nt
Organism: Erigeron canadensis
Lineage: Eukaryota; Viridiplantae; Streptophyta; Magnoliopsida; Asterales; Asteraceae
Product: DCN1-like protein 1
Exons: 11
Coding region: 122-895 (257 amino acids)
Biological process (GO): protein neddylation; positive regulation of ubiquitin-protein transferase activity
Cellular component (GO): ubiquitin ligase complex
Molecular function (GO): ubiquitin-like protein binding; cullin family protein binding; ubiquitin conjugating enzyme binding
Source: RefSeq, a predicted model, not a curated record
ACAAUUCCGACAUUUUCUAAUUUUGACAAGGAAGAAGAAGAACACGCGGUGGUCCUUCAUUUGAGCUUCUUCUUCUCUCUCUCCCUCUCGUCGGUUGAAUUUCGCUUCCGUCAUCAAAAAAAUGAACAAGUUAGGCAAAGAACAGCGCGAGAAGCUCCAACAGUUCACCGAAAUCACCGGCACAAGUGAGAAAGCUGGACGUCAGGCUUUGAAAGCAACUGAUUGGCAUGUUGAAAGAGCAAUUGAUGCAUUCUACAGUCAACCUCAGCUUCAAGUCAAAUCAUCUCUUGAUUCAAGACUUAUUGAGGCACUAUACUCUCGAUAUAAAGAUCCAUAUGAGGAUAUGAUUAUGGCUGAUGGUGUUAGUAACUUCUGCAAUGACCUAAGGGUAGACCCUCAAGAUAUUGUCAUGUUGGUUGUCUCGUGGCACAUGAAGGCUGCUACCAUGUGUGAAUUUUCCAAGCAGGAGUUUGUUGGUGGCCUGCAAUCUCUUGGAAUUGAUUCAUUGGAGAAGUUUCGUGAGCGAUUGCCAGUUAUACGUUCUGAGAUUAAGGAUAAUGCAAAGUUUAAGGAGAUCUAUAUCUUUGCAUUUGGAUGGGCAAAGGAGAAGGGUCAGAAGUCCUUGACAUUGGAUACGGCUAUAGGGAUGUGGCGAUUGCUGUUUGCUGAAAAACAGUGGCCAUUGGUUGAACAUUGGUGCCAAUUCUUGCAGAAGGAGCAUAAUAAAGCAAUUUCCCAGGACACUUGGGCCCAACUUCUGGAGUUUGCAACCAAUGUGGUUCCUGGACUUGCAAAUUAUGAUCCUGAAGGUGCGUGGCCAUAUCUAAUUGAUGAGUUUGUGGAGUUCUUAACUGAGAAAGCUGUAAUUCAAAAGGACGCGGGGAAGAAGUUGUAAUUGCUGAAGGAAAUCAAGCUAACAGCGUAUGGGGUAAAGAUAUAUAAAAAAAAAAAGAAAAAAAAAAGACUAGAUCUUGAAGUUUGGGCUAAUCUAUUCAUGAAAUUUUUGUGCAAGAGUACUUGAAAGUAGAUUGGUGUCAGGAAUUAUAUUCCUAAUACGAUUCGUUAUGUAGAAGUA